This is a messenger RNA of Cynoglossus semilaevis (tongue sole), 2177 nucleotides long. Its product is annotated as G-protein coupled receptor 26-like. Gene Ontology annotation, cellular component: membrane. The record is from RefSeq and is a predicted model, not a curated record. Gene Ontology annotation, biological process: adenylate cyclase-activating G protein-coupled receptor signaling pathway. The transcript has 4 exons. Lineage: Eukaryota; Metazoa; Chordata; Actinopteri; Pleuronectiformes; Cynoglossidae. Bases 529 to 1590 code for a protein of 353 amino acids. Gene Ontology annotation, molecular function: G protein-coupled receptor activity.
ACGCUCAUGACAUCAGCCGUGCCACCAGCAACGUAGGACGUGCGUCGUGUUUCUAUUUUUACACCAGAUAGGAUGCGGUUGAACCCGAGUGUCACACUUCUGAUUCUGGGAAAAGAGAAGAGAAGUAGGGAGAGGAUACUGCUGUGAAGAAGAAGAAAGAAGAAGAAGAAAAGGUACUUCUUAAUAUCUCCUCUCCAGUCCUGACCACGACUUCAACGCGCAAUUGCGCAGCAGUAGGAACACUGAGAUGAGGCAGCAGAGGCAUGGAUGGCUCGAUUAGAGAAGCGGAAAGUACCAGAGACUCAAAUGAGACGAGAGCUCCCGCUGUGAACCAAUUCCUACUCAGGAAAUACCCGAAUUCCCAGGCUAACUCCAGGUGACCAGAUCCUGUGGAGAGAACUGCGCGGUACAUUCGGUGUCUGAGCCUGUGGUCCAGAACAUGGACUUUAUGUUGUUGGAAUCACAUCUGCAGAGGCUGACGCUCACAUAUGCCAUCAACAAAAGCCUGGGUGUUUGACAGGGAGCGCCAUGGACGCGGUGGACAUCGCUGCCUCUGUGCUGGUUCUGGGGACCAUCGUCGUGUCGCUGCUGUCCAACACCGUGGUGCUGAUCUGCUUUCUCUACAACCCGCAGAUUCGCAGGCAGGUACCGGCGCUCUUCACUCUCAACCUGACGUUUUGCAACUUGUUGCUGAGCGUGUCCAACAUGCCACUCACCCUGAUCGGACUCGUCACCGGGGGCCACCCCGGUGGCCGCGGGCUCUGUCAGGUGGUGGGUUUCCUCGACACUUUCCUCACCACGAAUGCCAUGUUGAGCAUGGCGGCUCUCAGCAUCGACAGGUGGCUGGCGGUGGUCUUCCCACUCAGCUACCACUCCAGGAUGCGGCACCGGGACGCAGUGAUGGCUCUUUGCUACACGUGGACGCACUCGCUGUGCUUCUCCGUGGUCGCCUCCUGGCAGCCCUGGGUGGGCUUCCAUCAGCUUUACGCGUCGUGCACCCUGUGCAACGUGAAGGCGCGCGGAGCAGGGACACAGUUCUUCAUCUUCACCUUGGCUUUGCACUCCCUCACCUUCCUCCUGACUCUGGUCGUGCUGUGCGUCACUUACCUCAAAGUGCUCAGAGUUGCACGGUCUCACUGUAAACGCAUCGACGUGAUCACCAUGCAGACGUUGGUGCUGCUGGUGGACAUUCACCCCAGUGUGCGCCAGAGAUGCUUGGACGAGCAGAGGCGUAGGAGGCAGAGGGCCACCAAGAAGAUCAGCACAUUCAUCGGCACCUUCGUGGUGUGCUUCAGCCCUUAUGUCAUCACAAGAAUUGUAGAACUUUUCUGCCCAGGGCUCAUCAACCCUCACUGGGGUGUCCUGUCCAAAUGUUUGGCCUACAGCAAGGCAGCCAGUGACCCAUUUGUCUACUCACUGCUGCGCUACCAGUACACAAAGACCUGCAGCCUGCUGGCUAACAAGAUCCUCAAAAGAAAUCCUCUAAACUCCUCCCUGGGAAUGGAGACCAACGCAGCGAGGAGGGACAAUAACGUCAACACAACCGACAACAGACAGACACCAACCGACAACAAGCCGACCGUCAAGUAAAGGUGGUCGCUUUUGGAGAGAAUUUGAAUCAUUUUACGCAGCAGCAGCGUCUUGGGUUUGACGACGUUUUCAGGCAGCCAGAGAAAUGAAAACACACAGGAAAAUGAAAGGACAACAACCACCGGAGACAAAACCAAACCAAACAUCUCAAACACUCAGCUGGACAAAGAGACUAAGGACGUUUUCAUCAACAAUCACAGGAGGUUUAACAAACAAACCUCUGUGCAUAUUUAUGAACACGUUUUCUACAGCAGCGCUAUAUAAAAAAAUGAGAAAACCUUCACAAAAAAAAAAAACAAUCAAAAGUCCUUGUAUUUAACACAGCAGGUGCGGUCAUAUGUGCGACACUCGGUGUUCAGUGUUUGUGGUCAGGGCUGAUGGUGUCAGUGUGUGGUGCCAGUUCAUUAUUUUUCUAGAACCGUUCUAUCUCAUGUACGGCUGUGUGACCCCUGGAACAAAACACAAAUGUUCUCCGAUGAUCCCAGCUGUUGUACUGUGAACGUGUAGACUGUAAACGACUAAAUCAGGUAUUUAUUUUUGUCUGUUUUUGCUAAAAAAAAAACAAACAAACUAAAAAAAACAGUGUA